Corticium candelabrum is the source of this 1678-nucleotide messenger RNA. Its product is annotated as U4/U6 small nuclear ribonucleoprotein Prp4-like. Gene Ontology annotation, molecular function: protein binding; U6 snRNA binding; U4 snRNA binding. Bases 1 to 1548 code for a protein of 515 amino acids. The transcript has 18 exons. Gene Ontology annotation, biological process: mRNA splicing, via spliceosome. Gene Ontology annotation, cellular component: U4/U6 x U5 tri-snRNP complex. NCBI's taxonomy places the organism in Eukaryota, Metazoa, Porifera, Homoscleromorpha, Homosclerophorida, Plakinidae. The record is from RefSeq and is a predicted model, not a curated record.
AUGGCGGACGACGUUCUUGCUACGAAAAGGGCGCGCGUCGUUUUUAGCAGUUCUGAAGAAUUUGACCAGCGGGAAAUCACCAAUGACUCCACCUUAUCUAAAUAUCCAGAACCAGGACAACAAGCAGUCAGCACCUCUUCAGCUCUUGCUGCAGGCAUUAGAGCUGGCAACAUUAACAUCAGUGAUGGUGCCACGUUUGAUCUAGCUCUUGCGUCAGAAACAAGGCAACAAGAACUACUUGCAGAGUUUGAGAGACGCAAAAAAGCACGAGCCAUUGCUGUGCCUACUGAUGAUGCUGAAAUAAAGUCACGUCUUAGGCAGUUGGGAUAUACCAUAGGUUUGUUUGGUGAAGGCCCAGCUGAUCGAAGAGAGAGACUAAGGCAGCUGAUAUCAGAACAAGCAAAUGAGGAAUUGAAGUGGCCUAAAGAAGAAGACAGGCGGCUUGAUGAAAAGGAAUCAGAGGAAGUGUGGUAUCAUGAGAGCAGCCAAGCACUCAGACAAGUGAGAUUUUGGAUAGCAGAAUACUCACUGCCAAAGGCUAGAGAUAGGCUGAAAGCUGCACGUAUUGCCAGAGCACGUCCUAAUCCAGAGAAAGCUUCAGCAACACAGGAUCUGCAUCAAAGUCUUAGGACGUUUAAUAAUCACUGCAGUCAAGUUGGCGAUGAUCGACCAAUUGCUGUCUGCAGGUUUUCACCGGACUCAAAGCUAUUAGCUACUGGCUCUUGGAGUGGACUAUGUAAGCUGUGGUCAGUGCCUGACUGUGAGCAAAUUAGAGUGCUAAGAGGUCACGAUGGACAUGUUGGAGGAAUUGCAUUUCAUCCUCAAGCUACACUGACUUUAGAUUCUAGUGCUGCAUGUUUAGCUUCGGGUGCAACUGACGGAACUAUACAUCUAUGGUCAUUGGAAAGUGAGACUCCUGUUAGUAUUCUGGACUGUGAAACAGAUAGAGUAGCAAGACUAGCAUACCAUCCUUCAGGGAGAUUUAUUGGAGCUGCUUGUUUUGAUUGUUCUUGGAGACUAUGGGAUUUAUCAUCCGAAAGAGAGGUUUUGCAUCAGGAAGGUCACAGUCGCUCAGUGUAUUCAAUUGCAUUUCAGAAUGAUGGAGCUCUUGUUGCAUCAGGUGGUUUGGAUGCCAUGGCAUAUGUGUGGGACUUGCGUACUGGGAAGUGUAUUAUUCCACUGGAAGGACAUCUCAAGGGUGUACUGACUGUUGCAUUUGCUCCAGACUCAUACAGCCUUGCAACAGGAAGUGAAGACCAUUCAGUAAAAUUGUGGGAUCUCCGGAAGCAUCGAUGUGUUUACACUGUUCCUGCUCACACCAACUUGGUGUCACAUGUCAAAUUCCAAAGUGGACAAGGCAAAUACCUAGUAACGUCUUCGUAUGACAACACUGCAAAGAUCUGGUCUCACCCGGGCUGGUCUCCAUUGAAAACACUGGCUGGACAUGAAAGUAAGGUGAUGUGCAUUGACAUAUCCCUCGAUGAGAAAUUCAUUGUAACAGCAUCGUACGAUCGAACUUUCAAACUGUGGGCACCAAAUACAAAAUAGACUGUUGCUGCUUGACUUAGUCUGUAAGAACUUUAUAAUUCACUUGUAUUGUAAUCGUUCUUCUUGUUGUACGUCAAAUUAACAUUGUCCAUCCUUCUAUGCAAAACUGACCAUUACAAACUACAUGUCU